This is a messenger RNA of Fopius arisanus, 1770 nucleotides long. It is a transcript of the gene grp, whose product is annotated as serine/threonine-protein kinase grp. The record is from RefSeq and is a predicted model, not a curated record. NCBI's taxonomy places the organism in Eukaryota, Metazoa, Arthropoda, Insecta, Hymenoptera, Braconidae. The coding region runs from base 296 to 1678 and encodes 460 amino acids. Gene Ontology annotation, biological process: DNA damage checkpoint signaling; protein phosphorylation. The transcript is spliced from 7 exons. Gene Ontology annotation, cellular component: cytoplasm. Gene Ontology annotation, molecular function: protein serine/threonine kinase activity; ATP binding.
GUUGUUAGCGGCAACGACUAUACCGUUUUCUCCAAUCGAUUUCAUCGCCGCUCCGAAUUAAAAUGAAAUAAAAUACCGAUUAUCUCGAUACCGUUAAUUGAAAUAUUGUAUUUACACUAUUAUAAAUUGCUCGACAAAUAUUCUGUAAUUGCGACACAAUAUUGGAAAUCAUUGAUCGAUACUCGAGUCUGCAACUAACGAAAUUUUUCAGUGUCUAUCUAACCAAAGCCACGUGUUCUAAACUUCUUUCAGAUAUUUUUCACUAGGAUACGUUGAGGCAUGGUGAAGAGGGACAAUGGCGGAGUUCGUGGACGGUUGGUUUCUGGGACAUACCUUGGGGGAAGGUGCCUACGGAGAAGUUAAACUCGUGAUAAACAAGAUGACCGGUGAGGCUGUUGCUAUGAAGAUGAUUGAUCUGCAGAAACAUCCUGAUGCCAAGCACAAUAUUAAGAAAGAGGCAACUGUUCAUCGAAUGCUAUCUAAUCCAAAUAUUAUUAGGUACUAUGGACAAAGAAGUGAAGCUACGAUGGAGUAUAUCUUUUUAGAAUACGCAUCAGGAGGCGAACUCUUUGAUCGAAUUGAACCCGAUAUUGGUAUGCCAUCCUGGGAAGCGCAGAGAUACUUCAAGCAAUUGAUUUCAGCUGUGGAGUAUUUGCACGACCAUGGAGUAGCCCAUCGUGAUCUCAAGCCAGAAAAUCUUCUCUUGGAUGACAAGGACAACUUGAAAGUUUCCGACUUUGGCUUAGCGACUAUUUACAGACUCCAGGGUAGAGAGAGACUCUUGGAAAAACGAUGUGGCACUCUUCCUUACGUAGCCCCUGAGGUGUUGACACAUCCGUAUCACGCACAACCGGCUGAUGUCUGGUCCUGUGGAAUUAUUCUCGUGGCAUUAUUAGCGGGUGAAUUGCCUUGGGAUGAAGCAGACCCACAAUGCCCAGAAUAUGCUGCAUGGAGAGAAGCGAAAUACAUGAAUUUAACGCCUUGGAAAAAACUUGAUACAAUAGCUCUAGGGCUUAUCAGGAAAAUUCUCAUUCACACGCCGUCCUCAAGAUUAAAAAUCUCAGAUAUUAAAAGUCACCGAUGGUACCUGAAGAAUCUUCGGAAUGAUAACUGCGAAGACUGCACAGACGGAAAUGAAAUAAAAUCUGCGCGGUAUGACGAGGAAUGUGUCACUAGGUUCGGUCUCUCCCAACCUGAAUUUCCACAUAUGGAGAACCAGCCGCUUUACAUGAACCUCGAAGAGCGUCCGGGUUUCUCAUUUUCGCAACCAGCUGCAUUGGGAGAUCUUCUCCUGUUGACGCAGCCUGUACAGACCCAAACAAGUCAAAACACUUUCCAGAGGCUCGUAAGGCGGAUGACGAGGUUCUUUGUCAAAACAGAUUGCGAAGAAACUGUUAGAAGACUCAUUAAGAGUCUCAAGGAGCAGAAUUACACUUGUCGAACGAAUGACGUGGGAAUUGUAACAGCAUCAACGGUUGAUAGAAGAAAAAUGCCAUUAGUCUUCAAAGCCAUAAUGGUGGAGAUGGAUGGAAAAAUUCUCGUUGAUUUUCGAUUGUCCAAAGGAUGUGGCUUAGAAUUUAAACGACGUUUUGUCAGAAUAAAAGAAACACUUGAUGAUACGAUUCUCAAAGGACCUGUGGCGUGGCCAAUUGCUGUUGCUACCAAUACGAUGCCUUAAUUUAUAAAACAGUAUUUAUGCAACAGUGGAACAAAGCAUUCUUAUAUUUUUGUAUUUAAAAAAAAACUAUAGAUAAGUAUAUUGACCAUGGA